AUGCUGCCCUCAUCGGUGCGGCGAGUGGUCGCUGCACCACCGGCAGCGAUCCUUUCCAACUUUGCGCCGACAGCAGCCCGAGCGACAACUGCCGCCACCGCCUCGGCCUCCUUCUCAUACAACCCCAGAAGCCAGCAACGGCGGCGAUACUCGUCCUCGAAACCCUCGAGUCCGAACGACUCCUCCAAGGGGCUGCCCGCUGGCCAGAUGACGGCGUCGCCCGCGCAGUCCUCCAAGUCCUCCGCCGAGAAGCCCGCUGGAGAGAAGCGCAAGCGCAAGGCCAAAGAUAGCACAGAUGCCCUCGGCAAGCUGCCAAGUGUGCCCAGCACUCACCAUGUGCCACAAGAAGCUCUCGCCUUGUCUACCUUCUUCUCCCUUCACCGGCCCAUAUCCAUAACCCAGGGCUUUCCCAGGACCGUGAGCAACGACGAUUUUGCACAGAUCUUCGUGGCGCGGAGUAAAAACCCAAAGUUCAGCGAUGUCAUGUCCACCCUCUCGAGAACCGUAGACGACCUCGAGCAGCCCAUGCAGGGCCUGUCCAUGGCCCACCAGGACGCCAUGGCCGCAGAGCAAUCCGCCGACCACAUGCAGAAGAUUGAGGUCAGACGUCCGAACGGCUCCGAAGCUGGCAUCCAGAUUCAGCUCAACGCCAUGUCUGGACAGUUCCUCCCCUUCCGCCCCCCUCCUCUGCCCCAACCGCAAUCGGCAGCCCCUGCCGAAACCGGCGCCCAAGAGGCCCUUGACGCCCAACCAACGACCCGCGUCUACAAGGCCAUCUUCACUUUGGAGGAGACGACCGAGGCUAACGGCGAGGUCAGGAUAGUCGCUCACAGCCCUACCCUGGUUGAGAAUGACACUGUUCCAAAGACUUUCCUCGAGCGCAUGGCUCUGCGCCAGCUGCGCCGCGAGGAGGUCCGUGGACAAGCCGAUCAGAUGGUUGCCAUCAGCGUCAAGAGACAAAGAAAGCUCAAGAUGAAGAAGAAGAAGUACAAGAAGUUGAUGAAGCGCACCCGUACCGAGCGCCGCAAGCUGGACAGAGUGUAA
This is a messenger RNA of Truncatella angustata, 1044 nucleotides long. RefSeq lists its product as uncharacterized. Gene Ontology annotation, biological process: mRNA processing. The transcript is spliced from 2 exons. The record is from RefSeq and is a predicted model, not a curated record. Lineage: Eukaryota; Fungi; Ascomycota; Sordariomycetes; Amphisphaeriales; Sporocadaceae. Gene Ontology annotation, cellular component: mitochondrion. Bases 1 to 1044 code for a protein of 347 amino acids.